Molecule: messenger RNA, 3052 nt
Organism: Varanus komodoensis (Komodo dragon)
Lineage: Eukaryota; Metazoa; Chordata; Lepidosauria; Squamata; Varanidae
Product: zinc finger and SCAN domain-containing protein 12-like
Exons: 5
Coding region: 196-2505 (769 amino acids)
Biological process (GO): regulation of transcription by RNA polymerase II
Cellular component (GO): nucleus
Molecular function (GO): RNA polymerase II transcription regulatory region sequence-specific DNA binding; DNA-binding transcription factor activity, RNA polymerase II-specific
Source: RefSeq, a predicted model, not a curated record
GGCUGCCCCACCAGGAAAGGGAGAAACCAGUGAAAUCAUAGCAGUGGAUGAGCAGGGGAAUGUGGUAAGAGUGUCUCUGCUCUUUUCAAGCCUGAGAAAAGAAGCUCAGAUGCCCAACCAUAUGACUAGUUUGGAUUUAGAUGAGAACGUGUCUGUAAUGUGAGUACAACUUUACUUUCGCAAAGUGACCCAAAGAUGAAAAUGGGGAAUCAAGAUCCCACAGGCCUCACCUUUCCAGAGGCGUCGGAGGAAACAGGAAAAGCACCCGAUGUCUGUCCAACUGGAGCGACGCUGGCAUGGCUACAACGGAUUGCAGGUGGGCAAGUCAGACGCGAACCGGGUGAGGGGCCACUUCGGGGCUUGCUGAUGGAGCCUCAGUUACCGGAAGAGCCCACCCCGUGGGAUGACGCCAAGGCCUUCCUGGCCUCCUUCGAGCAGGUGGCCAAGGCCUGCCGGUGGCCCAGGGAAGAGUGGGCGGCCCGGCUCCAACCCGCCCUCACUGGAGAAGCCAAGAAGAUCUUUAGAGGCCUGGAAGCCGGAGACCGAGAGGAUUAUGGGAAAGUGAAGGCAGCCAUCUUGCUUGGGGAUGCCAACAGCAGGGAGAAGAACCGCCAGUGCUUCAGGUGCUUCUGCUACCAAGAGGCCGAGGGGCCCAGAAGGGCUUGCAGCCGUCUCCGGGAGCUUUGCCAGGGGUGGCUGAAGCCGGAGCAGCAGUCCAAGGAGCAGAUCUUGGAGCUGCUGAUCCUGGAGCAGUUCCUGGCCAUCCUGCCCCCGGAGACACAGAGCUGGGUCAGGGAACGAGGCCCAGAGACUUGUUCUCAGGCAGUGGCCUUGGCUGAGGAUUUCCUGUUAAGGCUGCAGGAGGCUGAAGAGCAGGAAAAGCAGGGGUUCCUGAAGAUGGCGGAGCCCUCUUGCGCAAGCUCGGAGAUGCCACCGUGGCCGGAGGAGCCCACCCCGUGGGAUGAUGCCGAGGCCUUCCUGGCCUCCUUCGAGCAAGUGGCCAAGGCCUGCCGGUGGCCCAGAGAAGAGUGGGCAGCCCGGCUCCUGCCAGCCUUCAGCGGAGAAGCCGAGCAGGCCUUUCGGAGCCUGGAGGCCGGAGACAGGGAGGAUUAUGGGAAGGUGCUGGAGGCCAUUUUGCGAGAGGACGCCAUCCUCAGAGAGGAGAACCGCCUGCGCUUCAGGCAUUUCUGCUAUCGGGAAGCCGAGGGGCCAAGGGGGGCUUCUUGGAGACUCCGGGAGCUGUGCCGCCGGUGGCUGAGGGCCGAGCGGCGCUCCACGGAGCAGAUUCUCGAUCUGCUGGUCCUGGAGCAGUUCCUGGCCGUCCUGCCGCCAGAGAUACGGAGCUGGGUGAGGGCGGCUGGGCCACAGAGCUGCUCCCAGGCCGUGGCUGCUGCAGAGGAAUUCCUGCUAGGGCAAGGGGAGGCCGAGCGAGAGGGCGAGCAGGUGACCCUGGAGGUAGCACCUGCAAUUCUCUUGGAUGCAAGCCAAGCUCCGCCUGACUUGGAACCAGAGGUUUUGUGCGUGAUAAUCAAGCAGGAGGAAGAGGAGGGAGAUGCCAGCCAGAUUGAAGAAAAUGCGUACAAGUCUGAGAAUGAGGAGGAGUCAGUCAAGGUGUCUGUGGAAGGACUGGCACACCCAGAGGUGGAAGAGACUUGUGGCAACAAAUGCCUUGUGUGUGGGAAGAACUUUGGCUGUAAAUCAGAUCUUAACAGACAUCAAAGAACCCACACAGGGGAGAAACCCUUUAGAUGCUUUGAGUGUGGAAAGAGCUUUAGUCGGGGUGAUUACCUUAUUUUGCAUCAAAGACUUCACAGAGGGGAGAAGCCAUAUAAAUGCUCAGAGUGUGGGAAAGGCUUCUACCGAAGCACACGCCUUAUUUCACAUAAAAGAAUCCACAUAGCGGAGAAACUAUAUAAAUGUUCAGGCUGCAGCAAGAGCUUUUGUGAUCAAGCGAAGCUAAUGCAACACAGACGGAUAAAGCACACAAGUGAGCGACCACACAAAUGUUCAGAGUGUGGAAAGAGCUUUAAUCGGAGCACACACCUUACUAGACAUCAAAGAGUUCACACAGGAAAGAUACUAUAUAAAUGUUUAGAGUGUGAAAAAAGCUUCAGCUGUAGCAAACAUCUUAUUUCACAUCAAAGAAUUCACACAGGAGAGAAGCCCUAUAAAUGCCUGGCAUGUGGGAAGAGUUUUAAUUUCAGUGGAAACCUCACUUCACACCUAAGAAUGCAUACGGGAGAGAAGCCAUAUGAGUGCCUGGAGUGUGGAAAGAGUUUUAGUCGGAGUGCACAUCUUACUUUACAUCAAAGAACCCACACUGGGGAGAAACCAUAUAACUGCUUGGAAUGUGGAAAGAGCUUUAGUCAGAGCAGUAACCUUACUUCCCAUCAAAGAAUCCACACAGGGGAGAAACCAUAUAAAUGCUCAGUGUGUGGUAGGUGCUUCUCUCGAGGUGACUCUCUUAUUUCCCAUCAAAAGACCCACAUGGGAGAAAUUAUAUAAAUAAAAUCAUAUACAAGUGGAAAGAGCUUUUAACAAAGCACAAAGCUUAUUUCACACAGCAUUCACAUAGAGGAUAAAUAUGUUAACAAAUUUUGUGUCAUCAGUGCUUUGAAUUUGCAAAGUUUUUUUAAAGAAUUCACAAACAUAGCUGAGAAACAAAAUAGACAUAUUCAAAAAGUUCCUGCUAGUGCUCCACUGUAAAAAUGUACGUCACAAAUAAAAUUUGAAAAGCCUGUAUUGUAGAGAAGUGGGACUUUCUCUUGCUCUUCUUUUAACCAAGGUCUUGUGAAAGCCAGGGAGACUCCAUAUUGUAGCCAAGUGUUACUGCAUGAUGGUCAUUUCAAAUCCUUUGUUGCAGCAGCAAACCUUGUGUUCUCGGUAAGGUUCGGCUCUUACGUUUCUGCUCAGAACUGAUCCUGGUGAAGCAUCAUCAAGGAAAGAUCUUUGCAGCUGGCAGAGGAUGCAAAAAACAGCAUUAUGAAGCUCAAGGAUGUUACUGAAAGAGCUUCAAAAGUGAUGCACAUUAAACACAUUUUACCCAUGUCAA